AUGACAGAAUCAGGAUCUAGAUUCCUGCAGUAUAUGGCUGCUUCGACAGGUAAUCUAAAUAUAAUAGCCUGUGGAGCAAUUCUUGGAUGGACAAGUCCAAUACUGCCAAAAUUGUCGGAAGAUAAUCCAAUUUUACCUGAUAAUCAAUUACUACGUCCGAUAACCAAAAACGAAGGGUCGUGGAUUGGAUCAUUCGUCCCGUUGGGGAUCAUGUUUGGAAGUUUAGUUUCUGGUAAUCUUGGCGAAUGGCUUGGGCGUAAGAGAGGACUUCUUUUGAGUACGUUCCCUUUACUUCUAGGAUGGAUACUAGUAGGCACCGCAAAAGAUGUUAUUCAAAUAUAUGUUGGGCGCUUUCUACUGGGUAUAGGCUCUUCAGUUUCUUUUACACUCUUACCUAUGUACGUAGGUGAAAUAUCAGAUGCAUCAAUUAGAGGAGCUCUGGGCUCGCUCCUGCAGCUUUUUAUCACUUUUGGCUUUCUACUAUCUUAUUCACUUGGUCCGUAUGUUUCUUACACCAUAUUUUGGAUUUUCUGUGCGAGUUUGCACGUAACUUUCUAUCUAGGCUUCAUGUUAAUGCCGGAAUCACCGUCAUUUCUAAUGAGCAAAGGGCGCAAAACUGAGGCUGCUGAGGCGCUGGCUAAGUUCCGUGGAAAAAGUGUCGACGGCGUACAAAAGGAGAUUGCACAAAUGCAGGAAGAAAUCGAUGAAGCUUAUAGAAUUGAAACGACUUGGAGUGACAUAUUCAAAAACAAAGUCCAUCGAAAAGCCGUAAUAUUAACGAGCAUUUUGAUGUUCUUCGAAGAGUUCACAGGCAUCGACGUCGUAUUAUUUUAUGUCGAAGAUAUUUUCCGAGAUGCUAAAACCAAAAAUACUGCUAUAUCCGCUAUUAUUAUUGGAGUGGUUCAAUUACUUGGAUCUGUUUUAACGCCUCUAAUUGUCGACAGAUCAGGCAGAAAGAUUUUACUUAUUAUCUCUAGCAUUGGCAGUGGUAUUACUGUGGGGCUUCUGGCACUUUUCUUUUACCUCCGUGAAAUCAAGUGCGACUUGACUAAUUUCAUGUGGGUGCCAUUGACAACUUUAGUCAUAUACACAAUUGCUUAUGGCAUAGGUUGGGGUCCUCUACCUUGGACCAUCAUGGGUGAAAUUUUCGCGCCAGGAGUCAAAUCAAAAGCUUCCUCCAUCAGCGUCUGCGUAAUGUGGACGUGUUCUUUCCUGCUCACCAAAUUUUUCAUUAACGUCGAGGAAUCUUAUGGCAUCUACACGGGAUUUUGGUUUUUCAGCGCAUGCUGUGCCGUUAGCGUUGUAUUUUUAGUAAUUUUUCCGGAGACCAAGGGAAAAACACUCAAUGAAAUUCAAGAGAAGCUGGCUGGUCGACGUAAUCUUGAUUCUUGA
Messenger RNA from Phymastichus coffea, 1392 nucleotides. RefSeq names its product facilitated trehalose transporter Tret1-2 homolog. Gene Ontology annotation, biological process: carbohydrate transport; transmembrane transport. Gene Ontology annotation, cellular component: membrane. The transcript has 6 exons. Bases 1 to 1392 code for a protein of 463 amino acids. Gene Ontology annotation, molecular function: sugar transmembrane transporter activity. Lineage: Eukaryota; Metazoa; Arthropoda; Insecta; Hymenoptera; Eulophidae. The record is from RefSeq and is a predicted model, not a curated record.